Miniopterus natalensis is the source of this 297-nucleotide messenger RNA. RefSeq names its product C-C motif chemokine 2-like. Lineage: Eukaryota; Metazoa; Chordata; Mammalia; Chiroptera; Miniopteridae. Gene Ontology annotation, biological process: positive regulation of cell migration; eosinophil chemotaxis; inflammatory response. Gene Ontology annotation, molecular function: CCR chemokine receptor binding; chemokine activity. Gene Ontology annotation, cellular component: extracellular region. The record is from RefSeq and is a predicted model, not a curated record.
AUGAAGGUCUCCGCAGUGCUCCUGUGCCUGCUGCUCACAGUGGCCACCCUCAGCACCCAGGUGCUCGCUCAGCCAGCACUUUCUGUCCCAACCGUCUGCUGCUUCGAAGUGUCCAGUAAGAAGAUCUCUAGUCAUAAACUGCAGAGCUACAAAAGAAUCACUGACAGCAGAUGUCCCCAGAAGGCUGUGAUCUUCAAGACCAAACUGUCCAGAGAGAUCUGCGCCAAUCCCCAAAAUAAGUGGGUUCAGGAAGCCAUGAAGUACCUGGACAAGAAAUCCCAAGCUCCAAAGCAAUAA